AUGGUAGAAGGUGUUUCAGAGAUAGCUGCCAUGUGUGUCGGCCUGAUCGGGUUGAUUGGCGCGGCAGCUACAACGGGAAUGCCCAUGUGGAAAGUGACAGCUUUCAUCGGAGAGAACAUAAUUGUGAUGGAAACCCGCUGGGAGGGCUUGUGGAUGAACUGCUUCAGACAGGCUAAUAUCAGGAUGCAGUGUAAGGUGUACGACUCCCUGCUGUUCCUUCCCGCGGAGCUACAGGCGGCCAGGGGUCUGAUGUGUUGUUCCCUGGCCUUGUCAGGACUGGGGCUCCUUGUUGCACUGGCAGGAAUGCGGUGUACUUCGUGUUUCCGGGGUAAUGACUGGGCCAAGACCAUAUUCCUCUUGGUCGCAGGUGGUAUGCAGUUGGCGGCUUGCGUUUGUGUUUUCAUCCCUGUGUCGUGGACAGGUCAUGUCAUCAUCAGGGACUUUUACAAUCCUUUACUAAUCGACGCCCAGAGGAGGGAGCUGGGAGAGGCUCUCUACAUCGGUUGGGUGACCGGGGCCUUCCUUUUCGCCUCGGCUCUGUUGUUCCUCUGCCGCCGCAUGCCCUCAGAGAAAGGCUCGUUUGAUGUGUAUCAUCCGGCCCACCUGCUCAGUUACAAGCCAACACUCAACAAACCAACUUACAUGAGUUAUGAUCCCAUUUCAAAUGUUUCCAGCGUCCGAUCAGUGUACCCACCUUCUCUACCAAACAACACCUCUGUUGGACAACAGUUUGCAACACCACUGCAAAACCUCCCUCCGGUAAUGACAAGUGAUGGAGCUUUAAUCAACCCUCCUGUUGUCUACCAUCCUGGUCUGCCUGAAAGUGCAUCACUUUUGUAUCAAGCCAGCAUGGCUCAACGCUCCUCAAUGCGGAGUUCGAACCAUGUAGGGAGCAUGUACACUCCAGGAAACUCCUUAUACAUGACCCAGAACACGACUCCUUAUUCGCUAAAUCCUUCAGCUUCCUACCAGUCCAGUUUUCAUCCGACGCCACACACUCCAGUUUUUAUUGGAUACAAGACUUCAAGAGUUCAUCCGAACACUCACAGUAGGAGCAAUGCUGGUGUGUACAUCUGA
This is a messenger RNA of Xyrichtys novacula (pearly razorfish), 1077 nucleotides long. Lineage: Eukaryota; Metazoa; Chordata; Actinopteri; Labriformes; Labridae. The record is from the annotation of a GenBank genome assembly.